UGCAAAUCGAGAGAGAGAGAGAGAGAGAGAGAGAGAGAGAGAGAGAGAGAGAGAGAGAGGAACAAAAGUUCAGUUGCAUUGUUAAGCCUCUCGUCCUCGUAAAAUCCGAUUGCGAUCGGAUUAUCAUCACCGUCUUUGUAUUCUCUUCUUGGAAAUCUGUUUGUUGAUCUUUCGGAUUUUGAAUUUCUUUCUUGUAACUUUUCUCUUGGGAUGUUCUCGAUUUUCCCGGAUUCGUCUGGUUAGGGAGAAAAUGAGAAAGAUUUGUGUGUCGCGAAGAUAAUUCUAGGGUUUCGGGAGUUCCAGAGAGGUUGGACAGAAACUUGCGAUCGCUUGUUGGAAAAUUUUCUUGGAAUUCACGAAAUUUCUUAGGGUCCUAUCGGAAAUCGUUGGCCUAAGAUAGGUGGAUUUUACGAAUUCGUUUCCCUCUUGCGUUUCUUUGCUUCUUCUCUGGAAUUUCCCUCCAAUGGCGUUUGUGUCUGAGAACGAGAGCGACACUAAGAUGGAGGGUUGGUUAUAUAUAAUUCGCUCAAACCGAUUCGGAUUGCAAUUUUCGAGAAAACGCUACUUUGUUCUCCAAGAUCAUCUCCUGAAUAGUUUCAAAUCUGCUUCCGAAUCAAAAACUAAGGGUUCUGGAAGAAGUGCAGUUAUUGAUUCAUGUAUCCGGGUCACGGACAACGGGAGGGAAAGUGUUCAUAGAAAAGUAUUCUUUAUAUUUACGCUAUACAAUACUUCUAAUCACAAUGAUCAGCUCAAGCUGGGAGCAAGCAGUCCUGAGGAAGCUGCAAGAUGGAUCCAUUCAAUUAAAGAGGCAGCUUUAAAGGGUGAACCUUUUCCGGGAGACCUUUUUAGUUGUUCCAGGAGCAGAUGGGAUUCUUUGAGAUUGAGUAGCUCAGUUCGGGACCAUCACUCAAUCUCUAUUGACUGGACGGUGCGCUCAUCUGCACGAGUUGACCCUGUUACAACUGAUGUUAUUGCGCCUUCCCCUUGGACAAUAUUCGGUUGUCAAAAUGGUCUUCGACUUUUUAAAGAAGCAAAAGAGAGAGACUCUCAUGUAAGGUGGGAUGAUCAUCCAGCUGUCAUGGCUGUUGGAGUUGUUGAUGGGACAUCUGAAGCCAUUUUCCAAACUCUAAUGUCUCUUGGAACAUCAAGAUCAGAAUGGGACUUCUGCUUUUACAAGGGCUGUGUGGUCGAGCAUCUUGAUGGCCAUAGCGACAUAAUUCACAAACAGUUAUAUAGCGACUGGUUACCUUGGGGGAUGAAACGAAGAGACCUUUUGCUGCGGCGUUACUGGAGAAGGGAAGAUGAUGGAACAUAUGUUAUACUCUACCACUCUGUGUUUCACAAGAAGUGUCCACCUCAGAAAGGCUAUAUCCGUGCGUGCCUUAAAAGUGGUGGUUAUGUGAUAUCUCCUGUUAGCAAUGGAAAGCAUUCAGUUGUGAAGCAUAUGCUUGCUGUUGAUUGGAAGUCCUGGAGAUCUUAUCUCAAACCGGCUUUAGCAAGAUCAAUAACCGUACGAAUGCUCGGAAGAAUUUCUGCCCUGAGAGAGCUAUUCAGGGCAAAACACGGAGGCUUUCCUUCUUCAGAUAUGCCAUCAGGAGAGUUUUCAAGAAGUGUAAGGUUGAACUCAAGCCUAGAAGAUCGUGCAAUUGCUAAUUCUUCUCGGAGAGAGUGUGGAAGAUUUAAGGAGACUGCAAAUGAAGAGACGGAUAAGCUUCCCUCGGAGCACUCUAGCCUUGUCGGCUUGAAUGAUGCAGCCGAUGAGUUUUUUGAUGUUCCCGAGCCAUCGGACAAUGAUUGUCCCAAUGACAGCUGGACCUCAGAUUUCGAUUUGGAUACAUACUGUCAGGAAUCUCAUCAGCCAAAACUAACGGGCGCUGCGGGUUUAGUGAAAAAGUUGCAUGAUCUUGCAGUUCAGAAGAGGGGAUAUGUGGACCUGCAUGAAAUGACAAGGGAAGAGAGUAGUACACCUUGCUGCUAUGGCACCACUCUUCCGAAUGACCCUACCUGCAAUGUGCCUUGUAGUUGGACAGAGACCGAUCCUUCAACUUUUCUAAUCCGAGGAAAGACUUAUCUUGAAGACCGGAAGAAGGUCAAGGCGAAGGGCACACUGAUGAAAAUGAUUGCAGCAGAUUGGUUAAAGUCUGACAAGCGGGAGGAUGAUCUCGGGAGCCGUCCAGGAGGCAUAGUUCAGAAAUAUGCGGAAAAAGGUGGACCCGAGUUCUUCUUUAUAGUGAAUAUACAGGUUCCUGGAUCAACAACGUACAGUCUCGUGCUUUAUUAUGUGAUGAGCACUCCCAUCGAAGAGCAUCCAUUGCUAUAUAGCUUUGUAAAUGGGGAUGAUGCUUAUAGAAACUCUAGGUUCAAGCUCAUUCCUUACAUAUCCAAGGGCUCUUGGAUAGUUAAACAGAGCGUUGGAAAGAAAGCGUGCCUCAUUGGUCAAGCCCUCGAUAUGAAUUACUUCCGGGGCAAGAACUAUAUCGAGUUGGGUGUGGAUAUUGGAUCCUCAACUGUUGCAAGAGGAGUUGUGAGCCUUGUUCUUGGUUACCUCAAUAACCUUGUGAUCGAAAUGGCAUUCUUGGUACAGGCGAAUACCGAAGAGGAGCUCCCGGAGUAUCUUCUCGGGACUUGUCGGUUAAACCAUCUUGAUGCAUCCAAAUCAGUAUCUGUCAAUCCAUAGUUUGGAUUGGACCUCUCCCUAUCAAAGCUCCGGUUAAGAAUUCUUUCAAUCUAUUGAGUGCCUAAACCGACUUGGCCAGGUGGUAUGGCCAAAGUUUCUUCCACUUAGCACCCCAAAAUCCAAGUAACACAGGAACCCAAACCAUUUUAUGACAUCUCUAUGAUAUGGCCAAAGUUUCUUGUACAGAUUACUUUCCAAACCGGUCGGUUUGCUUUGGUACAGUGUGCAUUGAUUGAUUCCUUGAACCCCUUAGCUGCUUGCGGCUUGGUUUUGAGUUCUAUCAUCGGUUUAUUGCCGAAUUUUGUUAAA
Molecule: messenger RNA, 2986 nt
Organism: Tarenaya hassleriana
Lineage: Eukaryota; Viridiplantae; Streptophyta; Magnoliopsida; Brassicales; Cleomaceae
Product: protein ENHANCED DISEASE RESISTANCE 2-like
Exons: 21
Coding region: 464-2677 (737 amino acids)
Molecular function (GO): lipid binding
Source: RefSeq, a predicted model, not a curated record